Chaetomium globosum CBS 148.51 is the source of this 1014-nucleotide messenger RNA. RefSeq lists its product as uncharacterized. Bases 1 to 1014 code for a protein of 337 amino acids. The transcript is spliced from 4 exons. NCBI's taxonomy places the organism in Eukaryota, Fungi, Ascomycota, Sordariomycetes, Sordariales, Chaetomiaceae. The record is from RefSeq and is a predicted model, not a curated record.
AUGAAGUCUUACUCGGUUGCGGCGCUGGCACUCAUCGGCCAUGCCCAGGCAGGGCUUCGCUUCGCAUGCUCAUCGUUGACCAUCCAGCGACUCGACCCCGUCGUCGAGCCGGGCAGGACCCCUUCCUCUCACGUACACCAUAUCGUGGGCGGAAAUGCUUUCAAUGCUACCAUGGAGGGCGAUGUUGGCGAGAGGGCCACUUGUACCACCUGCGAGAUGUCCGAAGACUUCUCCAACUACUGGACGGCCGUGUUAUACUUCAAGCAUCCCACGAAUGGCUCUUAUCACCGGGUGCCCGUCGUCAAUAACGCUGCUCUCGCCCCCGGCACCACUGGCGGGAUGACCAUCUACUACACACAAUUUGACUUCUUCGACGACAACACCCAAAAGCAACCCAUCAAAGCCUUUCCGCCAGGUUUCCGUAUGACCGUCGGAAGCCCGACCACGACCGACCCCGACGUAGCCAAGUCCCAAGUCGGGAUCCGCUACAACUGCCUACAGACCCUUCUGAACAGAGGUCCAGAGCUGGUUGACUUUCCCGACAAGCCUUGCCCGGCCGGCAUCUUUGCCGUUCACCACUUCCCCGCCUGCUGGGACGGUAAGAACACAGACAGUCCCGACCACCAAUCGCACAUGUUUAAUACAAUGAACCGCGGCGGCUUUACUAAUGCUCCACCCUGCCCGGCGUCGCACCCGGUGCGUAUGCCGCAGGUGACGUACGAGACGGUGUGGGACACAACCAAGUUCAACAGCAUGUGGCCCGCCGGCACCCCCAACCCCUUCGUCUGGAGCUUCGAAGGAACAAGAGGAUUCGGGUCCCAUGCGGACUACAUGUUCGGCUGGAAAGGUGAUUCUCUGCAGCGUGCAAUGGAUACGGAAGACUGUUUUUAUGAUGGUUGUGGUUCUAUCAAGAAGCAGGCGAUGUCGGUGGCGAACAAGUGCACGGUUAAGGAUUUUGUGAAGGAGGAAACGGAUGGAUGGCUCGACUAUCUCCCGGGGAUGGCGCCGGAGUAG